Exophiala bonariae is the source of this 1128-nucleotide messenger RNA. RefSeq lists its product as uncharacterized. The transcript has a single exon. Lineage: Eukaryota; Fungi; Ascomycota; Eurotiomycetes; Chaetothyriales; Herpotrichiellaceae. The record is from RefSeq and is a predicted model, not a curated record. The coding region runs from base 1 to 1128 and encodes 375 amino acids.
AUGACAUCUCAGAACCGCGCUCUUCUCUAUGAAGCUAUCCCAGCCCCAUCUCUGGACCUGCCGGCGGGAGCCACUGCUAAAGUCCAGAUCAUCGAUUCCACUUCCAGAAUCCAUGCUCCUGUAGCUGGAUUUAUGAAGCCAGCGAUUCCAGGUCAUAGCCAUCUUCAAGCACCAGCUUUCAGUUUCUUGGUCGAACAGCCCUCUUCGUCUCGAAAGAUAUUGUUUGAUUUGGGACUAAGGAAGGACUGGCAAAAUUUACCGCCGGCGAUUAUUGACAGACUCAGUCCGCCUGACUGGGCCCUUGAAGUGCAACAGAACGUUGCUGAGAUUCUGCAGGACAAUGGGAUUGACGUAGCAGGAGGCGCGAUUGAGGCUGUUGUCUGGAGUCACUGGCAUUUCGAUCAUACCGGUGACACAAGCACGUUCCCCAGUAGCACAACACUCAUUACCGGAGCUGGGGUCCGAGAUGCUCUUCUGCCAGGUUACCCCCAAAAUCCGGAAUCGCCUCUAUCGGAGAGCGACUUCGCAGGUCGCGAGCAUAAAGAAAUAGAUUGGGAGCGGGAGCCUAUCCUCAAUAUUGGCAAGUUCAGGGGAUAUGAUUACUUCAAAGACGGCUCGUUCUACCUUCUUGACGCCCCGGGGCACGCCAUUGGCCAUAUUUGUGGACUAGCUAGAGUUACUUCAACUCAGGAGGGCGAUGCUGAAGACACAUUUGUUUUCAUGGGUGCAGAUACAGCCCACCAUGGUGGCGCCAUUCGGCCAAGCGCGUAUCUUCCUCUUCCCCAAGAGAUCAGUCCGUCGCCUCUGCCUACAAAGUAUGCUUCAACUUGCCCGGGUCAUAUCUUAGAGGCGGUGCAUCCUAACAAGAAGGGAAAUGAGCCAUUUUAUCAAUUGAAUGAUACCAUGUCUCACGAUAGAGACCAAGCAGUCCAUUCUCUUGAGAGCAUGCAAGAUUUCGAUGCGGUUGACAACGUCUUCGUGAUCAUCGCACAUGACGAUUCAUUGCUGGACCCACAAUUCGGAAUGCGUUGGUUCCCACAUGGGGAUCUAAAGGAUUGGAAGGUUAAAGACUACGCUACCAAAGUACGAUGGGCUUUCUUGAAAGACUAUGAAAAGUCCAUCCAGUAA